Molecule: messenger RNA, 1638 nt
Organism: Hydatigera taeniaeformis
Lineage: Eukaryota; Metazoa; Platyhelminthes; Cestoda; Cyclophyllidea; Taeniidae
Source: the annotation of a GenBank genome assembly
AUGCCGGAGGUGAAGCCGGAGGGGAUACUGUCUUUCAGUAGCGAAGAUAAGGCCUAUCCUGCCAGCAAUCUGCUUAAAGUCAGUGCCUUUUCCAAAUGGAAGUGUCAGCAGGCUGGUACAAAGCAUGCGUCUGUUACCUUCAAGUUUGCUUGCCCUGUUCAGUUCAGCCGCCUUGACAUAGGCAACGAGGCAUCUGCGUUUAUUUCAGUCGAAGUAUCUCGAGCCGAUUCUUCGGAAUUUGAGCUCCUGUUACCGUUCUCAUCUUUUAUGUCUCCCGCUGAUGCCAAGAAAGGCGUCUCUCUUAAUCGCGUGCGCAUAUUUUCUGGUAGUGAACUCGCUCCAUCCAUCUCCAGCCAGAAGUGGGAUAUAGUAAGAAUCAACUGUACACAGCCUUUCAAUUGCGAAUUUCAAUACGGAUUGUCGUUUGUCCGUUUUUAUCGCACGCCAGAUGUGGAUGAAGUGACUUCAACUGCGGUAUUGGAGGAGGGGAGGAACUCGAGUAAAGAAUCUGACGCGUUAUUGAAACCUGGCGGAUUAUUCAGACUUGCAAAAAGGGGCGACAUAUCGGAAGGAAAACUAACUGUAACACGUGCUGAAAGUGUUAAGACUGCGACCGCAUCGACAGCGAUGGACUCGCAAGGCGAAACUGGUAUUGUCACUACGACAGCAUCGGUGGCUUCAACUUCAUCGACGGCCGCCUUGAAGGUUAGUUCGUUCGCAGAGGAAAGUGGGGAAGCUGGUUCAAGGGAGAAGAGUCGGCGCAUUCUCGAAGGAGUUGUGGUCGCCUUCAGUGGCUACAAAAAUCCUUACCGUUCGGCGCUUAGAGAGAUGUGCCUGCGACUGGGGGCCAAGUAUCGGCAGGAUUGGACUGACGACUGCACUCAUCUCAUAUGGAUUCAGGCAUGUGAUGCAGCUCAGCAGCGUGUCUCAUGGCGUCCUUAUCGCGUUGGCCGGGCUCCCAGUCCCCCUGGCCAUAUUUCAGAUGACAACGACGAUGUAGACAGCGAUUGGGACAUAUUGGCUUUCGUUAAUGCAGGAUCAAUGGUGGAGGAUGCAAACACCGAUGAAUGGCGACCAGAUAGCUCUGAUCAGGAUGACGAAGAAAGUAAUGAAUCCUCUGUCUCAUGCGUCUCUGAAGACUCUCAGCCAGAAGACGAGGAGAGUGAGGUAGAGGAUGGCUCAGACAGCGGAACGAAGAACAGACCUUCUCGGCAGAAAAAACGAAGGGUUAAGGAUCUCGCUCCAUUUACAUCAAGGUCACCUCGUAGAAAUGUUGGAGGUGAAGACACUGAUGAAGAAAUUCAGAGAAAUUUGGGUAAUAAUCCCGCAUCGACACAAAACCCAGAAUCUCUCCCACCCCUACCAGAUUACUUUAGCGGUCGGAAGUUCUAUAUCUUCUCAAAGGACUUUGAUGUUAAGGAGGAAGAAAUUGUGCUUCGACGGAUUAUCGCCUUCGGAGGGUCUGCUCGUAGUUACCGAUAUUUUUUACUGUCGCUCUUCCUCAAUUUUCUAUGGAGGGAAGUUGAGCAUCACAUGAGCCCAGCUGUUGAGUUUGUGGUAUCUCGAGCUGGCUGGUGCAAAGAAUUUGAUGAGGCACAAGUUUACGUUGCCAAUAUUGUUGAUCCUGCCCUUAUCUAG